AUGCUUCCACAUCUUAAACCAUAUCUCCUACUCGCCAUUACCCUCACACUCACAGCUUCAACCACCCUGUGUCUCACUCUCCACACCAACACCACCCCCCAAACCAGCGCGAUCCAGAAAAUCGCCAGCCUCAUCCACGGAGGCCCUUCAUCCCUGAACCUCUCCCACAUCCACAACCCGCAUACUAACACCAACCCCAUCAACCACACCACCUACCAACUCGGCGAUACAAACUUCUACAGCUUCACCUUCUACCUCCAUGAAGAAUGGCAAUUCCCCCUCCGCAGCGCCUUUUACCUCGCGCAGUUCACCGCAGACUUCUCCGACCAGACAUGCAACGCGUACCGUCCGUCGGGCCUUGUCUACGUGCAAGGCGACCAGCUCCAUGCCCGCGUCCUCGUCGGGACGCCCUGUGCGCCUGCCUUGACCUACUUCGAGGACCUGGGGCCCGUGCAGGUCGGGAAGUGGCAUCGGGUGAGCAUUAUGGUGAAGUGGGCGGCUGAUGAAUCUGGGUUCUAUCAUUUAUGGUUCGAUGGCGUCAAGGUCCUAGAGAAAGAGGGGAUGGAGACGAUGAUUGACGAUCCGAGGGUUUUUGAAUUCGGGCUGUGUGGAGGGUUGCGAUGCUCUUGA
Aspergillus clavatus NRRL 1 is the source of this 630-nucleotide messenger RNA. Its product is annotated as polysaccharide lyase. The transcript has a single exon. The record is from RefSeq and is a predicted model, not a curated record. The coding region runs from base 1 to 630 and encodes 209 amino acids. NCBI's taxonomy places the organism in Eukaryota, Fungi, Ascomycota, Eurotiomycetes, Eurotiales, Aspergillaceae.